Messenger RNA from Necator americanus (New World hookworm), 261 nucleotides. RefSeq lists its product as uncharacterized. NCBI's taxonomy places the organism in Eukaryota, Metazoa, Nematoda, Chromadorea, Rhabditida, Ancylostomatidae. The transcript has a single exon. The record is from RefSeq and is a predicted model, not a curated record. The coding region runs from base 1 to 261 and encodes 86 amino acids.
AUGGAAAAGAACAUCUGCUAUCGGCAACGAGGGAGAAAAGAAGUCGUUUACGAAGAUUGCGUACUCGAAGACUCCUUGUCCCAAGGUGACUGGCACAUCGAGGAGGACCUAAACGUGGACUACGAGAUGCUGCUCAGAGGAUUACGAGCCUGUGCUGAGCGUGCCUCGAAGCCGCGCACGACAAACUUGGAUCGAAUUUGGAAGACCACCGAAGAAUUGUUGGGAAGAAGAAGGACUUUGAGGCUUGAUCCGAAUGCAUAG